AUGGUCUCCGCCGCCGAUUUCAUGAGGCAGCACCAGGCUCAGCUUGCUAACGCCGCUGCCGAGCAACCUCCCAUGGCUGAUCCUUUCCCGGCCCUCACUCAGGAUCCCUUCCCUGCCGCUGAGCCUGCUGCUCCCUCUGCUUCCGCAUCCAGUACUACUACUGCUGCUGCUGCUCUUGGUGCUGCCAACGGUUCCUCCUCCACUCCUGACGCUCCUUCUGCUGGCGCUGCCACCAAGGGUCGUACUCAAGCCUCGGCUCGUGCCAAGUCGCCCGACUUAUCCGAAUCGGCUUUCCCUUCGCUCGGUGCCGCCGUCAACCCCGCCAAGGGUCACUGGGCCAACAAGGGUUCCACCUGGAACGGCUCUGCCCCAGUUAUUCAGCGUUCCGUUGCUCAGCAGACCCUCUCGCUUUCGCUUUCGCACGACUCCAUCAAUAAGCUCUCCUCGAUCAUGUCCAAGGUUCAGAAUAAGUACCGCGGUCUCAAGGUUGAAGCCUCCACCACUCGCAAGACUGGCACCACCACCUUUGUGCUUAAGGCUGCCGACGAGGCCCUCGUAAAGAACGCCAAGCGUGAGAUCACCGUCCUUCUUGCCAAGCACGUCUCGACUCAGAUCAUGAUUCCGGCCUCGCUCCGUGCCUUUGUCAUCGGUACCAAGGGCAAGAACCUCAAAGCCAUCACCGAACAGACCAGCGUCAAGAUCAACGUUCCUCACCGUGACCCUGCAGCUGACCAGGCCAUCGACACCGAUGCAAACCAGCGCAACACCAUCGACUACGAAAAUGACGAGCAGAUCCCAAUCACGCUCGAGGGCGACGAGAUCAACGUCAAGCAGGCUCAAGCCAUGAUCCAGUCGAUCGUUGCCGAAAGGACUUCCAAGAUCACCCAGCGUCUCACCCACAUUGACCACAUCUUCUAUCCCUUCAUUGCUGGCCCCAAGGGUGCCAACGCUGCCAAGCUCGAGAAGGAGGCUGGCGAGGGCGAGAUCUCGGUCCGAGUGCCCCCUCGUGCCGCCUUCUUGCACAGCAAAGACGGUGACGACGAAUCGGCCGAGCCCAAGCGUGAGCGUGAUCUCGCCAUUGUCGUCUCUGGAGACCGUGAAAAGGUGAACAAGGCCGUCACUUCCAUUGAGGCUCAGGUCGAAGAGAUGAAGAACUCCUUCCGCACCCUCGCUAUCAGCAUCCCCAAGCGUCAGCACCGCUUCUUGGUCGGUGACGCUGCCAACGACAUCCUCGCUUCCACCUCCUGCAGCGUCGAGCCGGCCGCUAUCGACGACCCUUCCGACAGCGUCACUAUUCGUGGUCCUCAGACUCAGCUGCCUUUGGCACUGACUGCUGCCAUGGAGAAAGCCAAUGCCGUCCGUGUCGAGGUGGUCGACGUUGUCGCUGCUCACCGAUCCCUCGCCAAGGACCCUGUCGGCCAUGCCAAGCACGUUCUUCGAUGGCUCAACGUCGGAGGCAAAAUCCCCCGCAGCUCCACCGCUCAAAUCUACCUCCCGCGUCCUGCCAUUGUCGAGUCGACUGGCAACGUUCAUAUCGAGAUCGUUGGCUCAGACGCUAGCGAAGUUUCCAAACUCCGAGAGACGAUCCAGGAGCUCGUCAAAACAGUUCCUCCGUUCUUCGUCGAGGAAAUCGAUCUCGACCCUCUCCUGCACCGCUUCAUCAUCGGCAGGAAGGGUCAGAGCUUGAAGCCCUACGAGGCUCGCGGUGUCGACGUUCUCUUCCCUCCCGCUUCCUCGAGCGCCGACGGUGACUCUCGUUCCGACGUUCUCCUCGUCCUUGCAGGCUCUUCUGUUGUCUCUGGGCUGCCUGCAGACCGCAAGGCGCGCGAGGCCAAGGCCAAGGAGAUCCUGGAUGCCGUCAAGCAAGACAUCCAAAAGGCUCAAGUCGCAGCUGCCGACAUCCGCACCGAAACUCUCACAGUUCCCCCCAAGCUCCACCGCGCCAUACUCGGUCCCAACGGCACCACACUCAACGCCGUCAUCGGCGAGGAUAGGCUGGUAGCUGUCAAGCUUGGCUCCAGCAAGGCUGCGUCUCCUGCCUCGACUGACAAGUCUGGCUCUUCCCUCUCCGAAGACUCAAUUAUGGUUCGUGGCCCCAGCUCUGAAGUCGAGCGUGUUGUCAAGGAGCUCAAGCGCAUCGCCGUUGAAGCCGAGCAGGACAGCAUCAUCAAUGGCCAUGUAGUCGAAUUCUCCGUCGAUGCCAGCCACGUGCCGCACCUUGUUGGACGUGGCGGUUCUGCCAUCACAAAGCUGCGGGAGGAGCUCGGUGUUCGCAUCGACUUUGGCGAGCCUUCUAGUGCUGAACGUGGCGACGGCGCCAAGAAGGGAAAAAAGGCCACUUCCAGCACCAAGGUGGUCCUCACAGGUCGUAAGGAGAACGUCGAGGAGGCCAAGAAGCGUCUCCAGACACAGAUCGAGAGGCUGGCAGACGAGACUACCGUCACCCUCAAGAUUCCUCAGGAGAUGCACGGCAGUUUCAUCGGCCAGGGCGGCAAGUACGUCACCCGACUCCAGGACACCUACGCUGUCCGCAUCAACUUCCCCAACGCCAACGCCCAGAGCGGCGUCUCGACUCCCACCGAGGGAGCCGAUGACAAGCCUGCUGGUGGUCGCGCCGCACACAAGCCUGACGAGGUCAUCAUCAAGGGUGGCAAGAAGGGCGUUGAAGGUGCCAAGGCCGAAUUGCUCGAGCUGCUGGAAUACGAGAAGGAGCACAACAACGUCUCGACCCUCACAGUAAGCACCAAGUCGAUCGCCCGCAUCAUGGGCAAGGGCGGUGCUACGAUCAAGCAGAUUCGUGACGAGAGCGAGGCUCAGAUCGACGUCGAUCGCGAGGACAACGAGCAGGACGGCACCACCUCGAUCAAGAUUCGCGGUACCAAGAAGGCAAUCGCUGCUGCCCGCAAGGCGAUCGAAUCUAUCGCAUCUGAGGUGGACGCCGAAGAGGUCUUUACGCUCACCAUCGCUCCCGAGCACCAUGGUAUCCUGAUCGGCCCCCAAGGAUCCAACAUUCGCGAUCUCAUCAUCAAGGCAGGUGGACCUGAGGAUGCCAAAGCCUCGUCUCAGUACGUUCAAUUCCCUCGCCGAAACGAGAAAGACUCCUCCACCGUCACUAUCCGUGGCCCUGCAUCGUUGGCCAAGGCGAUCCGUGAUGAGCUCAAGAGCGCCGCCGAGGGCCUUGCUUCGCGCGUUGUCUACGGUGUCAUCGUCGCUCCCCAGGCACAAAGGAUGCUGAUUGGCCGCGGAGGAUCUCGCCAGUCAGAGCUGCAGACACAGUACUCUGUCCGCCUCAUCUUCCCAGGCUGGAAGGAAUACUCUUCGACUGGCGAGCCCAUCAACAAGUCCGACCUCGCUGGUGGUGACGACACCACCAUUGUCAAGAUCAUUGGCGCCGAGGACAGGUGCAAGGCAUUGGCCGAGGAGAUCAAGUCGAGCUUCGCGUCCGUCACCAAGUCGAUCGACGUCCCCCGCGCUGUGCACGCCCGCAUCGCUACUCCUCAGUUCUUUCGCCAGCUCCGCUCGGACUUUGGCGUUUCGGUUGACACUCCUCGCGACUCGGCUUCGUCUUCGGCUUCGGCUUCGAUCCCAGCCGCUUCCGCCAAGAACGGCGCCAAGGCUUCGGAUGCCCGCAUCGACGAUGAUGACGCAGCAGACGCCGAGGAGAACGAGUUUGAGCUCGAGGAGCUCUCGUCAACCUCAGGCAGCGAUGUUGUCUCUUGGACCUUGACCGGAAAAGAUGAAGCUUCCCUGCAAAAGGCUGAGAAGCGCAUCCAGGCCUCGAUCAAGGACGCUGGCAACACUUCGCACCAAGGCAAGCUGUGGAUCACACCCUCUGCCGUCCCCCGAGUGAUUGGCCGCGGUGGUAGUGGCCUCAUGAACAUCCAAAAGGAGUCAGGCGCCACCAUCGAAAUUCCUCGUGACGCUGGCGGACUUUGCAUCAUCCGUGGUUCCAAGGACGCUGUUCUCCUGGCCAAGGAGCUUAUCGAGAACGUCGCUUCUUCAAGCGGACGUGCUUGA
This is a messenger RNA of Ustilago hordei, 4017 nucleotides long. RefSeq names its product related to SCP160 - involved in control of mitotic chromsome transmission. Gene Ontology annotation, molecular function: mRNA binding. Gene Ontology annotation, biological process: nuclear division. Gene Ontology annotation, cellular component: cytoplasm; nucleus. The record is from RefSeq and is a predicted model, not a curated record. The transcript has a single exon. Lineage: Eukaryota; Fungi; Basidiomycota; Ustilaginomycetes; Ustilaginales; Ustilaginaceae. The coding region runs from base 1 to 4017 and encodes 1338 amino acids.